AUGUUUCUGCUAUGUCUUCUGUUUCUCCUUCCAGAUCAAGGAAGGAAAAUACAAGCUCAUGCGGAGAGUGACUCCGACGUGCCGGUAGAUCUGCCGAAGGUUGAAGAAAAGAUAGGUGCUGUUCCGAGUGGUUUGUCCACAGAUUCUGAUGUCACUAAAAGGGAAGCUGAGUCGAUCUCAAGGAGAUCUCUUCGCGCAAAUGCGGAGAAGUUUGAGUUCCAGGCGGAGGAGUUUUGUUUAUUGUGGACGGUUGCAAGCAAAAGCAUGUUAUGUGCGGUUAGUGUACCAAAGAAUAAUUAG
Messenger RNA from Fraxinus pennsylvanica, 300 nucleotides. The record is from the annotation of a GenBank genome assembly. Lineage: Eukaryota; Viridiplantae; Streptophyta; Magnoliopsida; Lamiales; Oleaceae.